AUGUCGGACGAGGAGGCGGACGACUACAUGUCCAUGGUCAUUGAGGAACCAACUCAGAAAGAAACCUUUACGCAGCGCAAGAAGCGUGAACAGCGCGAGGCCGAAGCCCGCGCACGCGUCCCCUCCAAAGCAGAACGCGCAGCUCAAGAAGCCGCCCGUCGCGAUGAAGCUCUCUCCAAAAGUACCCUCGACCCUACAAACAAAGGCUUCCAAAUGAUGGCUAGACUAGGUUUCAAGCCCGCACAGCCGCUGCAGCGGGAACCACGACCCAGGACGCUGCACAUCCGACAACAGCAACAUCAGCGCAGGAGUCCAUCCCUGCUGCGCGCGCAGAGACCCCUCAAUCUCAUUUUCAAGGAAGGUCGCGGGGGAAUCGGACUCGAUAGUGAGAAGAAGCGGAAAAUCAGGGAACAAGCCGAGGAUGCGACGAAGAAGAUGAAGACGGAGGAAGGUGAUUAUCGGGACCGUGUGCGUGAAGAGCGCGAGACGAGACGUACAGAGGCGCAAGUUCGCGCUGCGCAGAAAGUCGCGGAGAGACUGGACGCCGAGGCGGAGAAUACUGAAGGUGAUGACCAGAACACGCGGGCAGAGGACAGAUCAACCAGAACGGCUCCGGAAGGAGACUCCCCCUCUGCUGGAUCCCCGUCAAGUGCGCAAGAAAACGAAAACUCAGAAACCAACACCAAGCCGCCUCCCAAACAGCGUCCCUACAAACCCACCUCCCAAAUCAACCUUCUCUACCGCGGUCUUGUCCGAGAGCGCGAAGAGCGCGAGCGCGAGCUCCAAGCCCGCCACACACUCGAAACAUCCCUCCCAUCAUCAUUCUUUCCCCGAACAAAACUACCAGGCUACUCGGACGCAACUCUCGACGACGAGGACCAGCAAGCUCUCGGCACAAGAGACGCAUACACAGCCAUCGUGGAACAGGAAGUGGAAGACGAAGAUCCCGAGUUGGAGGCGUUUAAUGCCUUGGAACCGACGGAGCGAUUGCACAAGCUUGUCUUGUAUCUUCGGGACACGUACCGGUAUUGUUUUUGGUGUAAAUAUCGAUAUGAGACGGAUGAAGAGCUCGAAGGGUGUCCUGGGUUGACUGAAGAGGAUCAUGAUUGA
Penicillium diatomitis is the source of this 1110-nucleotide messenger RNA. Its product is annotated as putative G-patch domain protein. The transcript has 3 exons. The coding region runs from base 1 to 1110 and encodes 369 amino acids. Gene Ontology annotation, cellular component: kinetochore. Lineage: Eukaryota; Fungi; Ascomycota; Eurotiomycetes; Eurotiales; Aspergillaceae. The record is from RefSeq and is a predicted model, not a curated record.